Molecule: messenger RNA, 9060 nt
Organism: Lymnaea stagnalis (great pond snail)
Lineage: Eukaryota; Metazoa; Mollusca; Gastropoda; Lymnaeidae
Source: the annotation of a GenBank genome assembly
UGCCCCGGGUUAAACAACGUGGUGGCGCCGGCAUCGAAGACCAACAGAAUCAGACCGUUCACAUGGUGCAAGUUUCAAGACCAGUUGACACAGUGGAGAGUUUGGCUAUUAAAUUGAUGUGCCGCUCUGUUUGUUACCUGUUUGUUACCUGCUUGUUGGAUUCCGGUUUGUGAAUUUCUGGUGGUUUUUUGUUUUGUGUGUGUGUGUGUUUUUUUUUGGUUUUUUUUAAAGACAUGUCGUGGUUUGGUUAAACACAUCUGUUUUGGUUGCAAGUUCGGGAAUUCUGGGUUAAAAUAUUUUGUUGUUGUUCACGGGGCAUUUAUAAGGAGGUAUGAGAUCGAAAGUUUCAGUCAAAGUUUCAACUGACAGCGCGCGGGCUCUCAGUGGUACUUCACACCAUUAUUUUUUUGUUGUAUACUAAUGUAACGUUGUAUUUCUUUAUUUGGAUUUCAGUUCAUCAUUCUAGGACUAACUCAUCUCUUCUUGUGACGGAUAGAUACCACAAGGGGAUUCCAACACUACAUCAAGUCUUGGCUCUGUUUACUAAAGCCAUUCACAGAACAGUAACAUACACACGCUCACUGGAGGGAAUCUAACUUUUGUCAUCGACACUCUCAUGUUUUAGACACAGCCGGGCGGGGGGAUACAAUGAAGCUCAAGAUGGUAGACACGAGCUUUGAGAAAACUUCGGCGACUUAUUUGAUGAUUAUUUUCACCUACCUGGUGUGCCUGUGCCCUGUGGCCGCCAGUCUGUCCAGUUUACCUUGUGGUGGAGUCAAGGGCCGGUUUGUUUGUGACGACAGUGAUCCUCAAGUCUUCCACAUCUGUAUGGGCAACAACAAGUUCACGAAUAAAUGCCCCGGGGACCUACACUACAAUGUGAGAACCCAGAACUGCGACUGGCCGAAAUCUGUAAAUUGUGUGGAGGAAGCCAGGCAGCACGCGAGUCGGCAGAGAGAGUUUCUAGGUCAACCGGAACCAGAUGGACAGGGAUCACUGGUCAUCAAACAAAGCAGCGGUCAAGAAUAUUCUCGAAGUUCACGAACUCAAAAUGACCAGGAAGAAGGCAUAAACGCUGUGGUCAGACAAAGCAUCCACUUACUUGAGACGAGACGAGAAGACCCUGGUCAAAACAACGAGGAUGCUGGCGAGCCUCCGAGUGUAAGGCAAAACAACGCCCCUCGGGGCAAGUCUCGAAAGAUGUUCCGUCCGUAUAAAGCAUCAACUGUCAUGGAAGACGCUCCUCGGAUUGACGCAACGACACCUGAACCUCCGAUUCAAACUGAAGAGGUCGCGGGUGGAAAAUUUACAAGCAACCCAUCACAUGAACUGCCCAUGGGUAAAACGGAAGAAACGUCUCUGAGGUAUAAGGCAUUGCGCGAUGAAAGUAACCAAAAUGAGAGAGAUAUUGACAUUGUUGAAACGACCACGCCGGGUGCACCACGCGUUGAGGAAAUAAACGUUCGACCGACAGAAAUGGAAUUAGUAGGACACAUGAUCGAACCCUUCAAAGCUUCACGCCCGACAUUCCCACGGCGCGCCAUAGCCACCAGGCUAAGAACGCCCCAGGCGAGCCCGUAUAAGAAAACACCAGCCCCAACGACAACCGUGUCUCGGAGUCCGUUCAGAAAAACGACCACCGCCUACCAUCCGGUGCAGACCAGCCGGAGCAAGCCGGACACCAGAGAAUACGCGCCACGGCGCCCGGCGGUGACAAAACCGAGAGAGAAUACCAAGGGGAAGUCAUCGUCGCGCGACUGGUCAGAGAGAAGCGAGUUCAGUCCCUUAGCCUUACCGGCGCCUUACAGAUCCGCCACGAACUACGCCGAUGACAUCACAGAGACACCGAAGUGGUACGAGACGCCCGGUGAUACUAACGCUAAGGCGUCCCAGCAAAUCUCCCACAACACCGUCGACAAGAAACGGAAGGCAGAGCUCAACAGAUUCAGGGAAAAAUAUGGCAUGAAACGCGAAGAAGACUUCGAGGACGAUAUUCCCGACGCGCUUUCCGUAACUACACUUAAAUACGUCCCUUCGUGGGUAAAAAUAACUUCUGGGCGAACAGCGACCGUUACUAAAUCUCCAACCGUUCCCAAAACUGUUGGGAAAUCGGGACUGGACCAAGGAGACUCGACCCUGAUGCAGACGAAAACGAACCAACAUGCGCCACAAACGACGACUCAAGGCACGACGAGUGAAAAAUUGAAUAUGAAAAAAUUUAAGCCGCGACCGACCGGUUCGGGUUUGACCGGAUCUGAGUUCACAAAGUCUCCCGAGACAAAUGAGGCAUACAAAAAGAGAAGUAACCCUGAAGCGACCAUGACGCCAGCUGCGACCACAAACGGAACAAACGGAUUGACAUCGGCCGCCAAGAGGUCCGAGAUAACGGCCCCUUCCCCCGAGAGGAAUCAAGCACGUUCAAGCGAAACCGUGAAACUUAACGAAACCCCGAGAGCCCACGCAGCACGAGCUUCGACUAGAUCUGAUUGGCCAAGGCCGACAUCGUGGACUUCCAAAUCCACCAGAAGCAACACAGAAAGACAAGGGGCGCGGCUUCAAAAAAAUACAAACCCAGUUAGUGCUUCGGCGUCUAGGGCUUCGACGGUGAGCUUACAAAAUACAGACGAACCAAAGAGAAAUCCAACCCAAGCGAAUAGUCCCACCCAACCGAAGAGUCCCACCCAACCGAACACACCCAAAGAUUCCAGUAGCCUACCUUGGUGGUCAUCGGUCAGCUCCACACGGACAACUCGUCGUCAGGAGACCGGUCAAAAACCGAGACAACCCUUCUACCGUCGUGCAUUUCUUCCUCGCCACGACGGCCUUCACAGACCAAACUACCUGACCAGAACGCCAGCUUUCGACAUCGAGCUUGUUCCUUCCGGUGACGACACGGCCGCGAAAGAUUCAUUCUCGUACAAGCCACAACCAGCUGCACCGCCGAGGCCGGUCGAGAGAAGCUUCUCGUUGCACAAGAUAAGCCCCGAGACUGAGGCCGAGAGACGCUUCGCUCUCCACCGAGUGUACAGCCCUCCGAGUAAGCUCGCCGCUUCAGAAGACAGGAAGUUUGCCCUGCACAGAGCUCAGAAUAGUGCCACCAAUCCCUACAGCGCAGCCGCUGCUGCUGACAAGCGACCAGAGGCGGACAAAUCCGAUUCCAAGUCUGUCAACGCUGCAGCUUCGUCGGACAGGUUUUCUCUCGGAGCACAGAAGGAAGAGAGUUCAUCCAAACAGGAAGAAGAUAGCAAACUCAGUGCUUACAAGUCACCCAUCGACAAAUACGAAUAUAAGAAGGGUAAGUUGCGGGCACGCUUUUAACUUAAACAAUCGUGUGAAUGGUAUGAAACUUAGUCUGACGUCAAUUUAAUUGUGAAAGUUACCACGCAUUUAGCGUUUAGAGUCAUGUGACCUGAAACAAAAUUUAAAUGGAAUGCAAUAUGAUGAAUUUUUCGGCGAACAAAUAAAGUUGAAUCUAAAUGUAAAAAAUGAGAAGCAUGGAAUAAGAUUAAAAAAACAACAACGGAGUACCAGCUAAUCUAAAAGAGUGUUGAGACUUAUUUCUGUACAUUACUAGUACACACCAUGCUUAAAUCCCGAUGACAUUGGUGUUCGCAAAGAGUUAAGUAUUUACCUCUUCCUUUUUUUUUCAAUAUGGCCUCUACAAAAAGAAAACGGAAAAAUCUUGGGUCAUGUAGUACAUUUCAAUUAAGACUUUUACUAGAGCAACUUUAAAACCAAAAAAAAAAAGACUUUUAUAGAACAACUUUAAAACAAAAAGAAAAACCAUAUUACAAAAACACAACAGCGCACGACUUAUUUAUGAAUGAAGAUUUGUGUUUAGCCCUAGUGUGGUCCUCCAAUGUUGUGUUAAGCACACGAUGGUCAUCCAAUGAUUCUUCAUCCAAAAUUUUCUUAUAGUCACGUAAGGGACAGAGGUCGCCCCCAUUAACAUUACUGUCCAGUUGAGCAGUGAUUAUUUCAGAAAUGUUCCCCCGGGUUUGGGGGGGGGGCACUUCAGAUUUUUCGGGGGGUAGUGCCAGCUGAUUUAUUGUUGGACAUAUUUUUGUUCCGGGGGGCACUUGGCUUUCCCACGUAGAUAUAGCUGAAAGAAACCCUGACUGGGAGCACAUUUACAUGACAGUCCAGUUUCAGUCUUACAAUGCUCCACAAAAAUAUAUAUAGUUUGUAAAUUAUACAUUUUAUUUUGUUUUUGUCUGGCAGGGAAGUGCAGCGACAGCUGGUGUAAGUUGCCAGAUUGUCGCUGCGUCGGCUCUGACGUCCCCGGCGACCUUGAUCCCAAGGACGUUCCGCAGAUGAUCAUGCUGACCUUUGACGACAGCAUCAACAGUCAAAACAUGGGAUACUACAAGAAGAUUUUCAACGGCACUCUGAAAAAUCCUAACGGCUGCCCGAUCAAAUGUGAGUAUGUAAAAAAAAAGCAACAAAAAAAAACAAAAAACAAAAAAAAAACAUAAAGCCAACAACACCACCAAACAACGGGGCACACGAUGCACCAAGUUUGAGUGAUUUUCAUUUUAAAAAAUGAAAAGGAUGUCUUGCAAACAUGCAGAGUCGGGCCCUUCUAUAAUCCUGGCACAUUGUGUUUGUGUUUCCUGCUGAACAGAUCCGCCCCUCGGGCCCAGCUUCCACUGCAGCUGCAGGUGGCCUCGGAUCUUUAAGUUGGGAUUUGGAACAAAGAAUUAAAAUGUAAACCUUGAAUGCAGGGUCACACAACUGAAAAAUGGCAACGACCUCGAAAGCCACACGACAGCUGCGCUGAUAGAGUAUAAUAAUUUAGUCUAUAUAUCGUUUAAUCUCUACUGGAUUAUAUUUAUAAUUUUAGUUCGAUUUUAUUUGUAGCUUAUUGUGUUUAUAAUUAAUUUAAAAAGGCAGUUAAAAUAUGAUAUUAUUUUGAAGGGGGGGGGGGAAACAACGACAUUAUAAAUAGGAAGUAGUCGCCACCUCUUAUUUUUAAAGUGCCCAAUUAAAUAACUGCCACAAGUUUAUUGAUAGUACUAGGUUGGGUGGGGGUAGUGGGGUGUUAAAGAAGUAACUGACGUUCAGUUGGUUGAUGUUAAAUUUGAUAAAGGCUUGGCCGGGGAAACAGCUUGCUGAUGUCUCAAUUCGCAUUGGUCAGCUAUCCACAUCUUGCUUUUCUUCUUCUUCUUCUAUAUCUUAAGGGCCCACGAUCAAUUUAUUGAUCAUUUUGGCUUUUGUUCAUCUCCCCAUCCCAUCGUGUAGCCACUUUCUUCGUGUCCGGAGACAACAGCGAUUACGACAUGGUCAAGAGGAUGUACAAGGGUGGCCACGAGAUAGCCUCCCACACCCUGAGUCACAGGAGCCCCACCACGUGGUGGGCGCACGCGGGCUACGAGAACUGGGAGCACGAAGUGGUCGGCAUGAAAGAGAGGCUGCACGAGAAGUCCGGGGUACCACUCAAGGAGAUCGUGGGCAUGAGAGCACCUUUCUUGCAGGUAAAUACGUGUACCUUACUUACAGGUAAUUACAGGCACCUUUCUUACAGGUAAAUGCAUGCACCUUUCUUACAGGUAAAUGCAUGCACCUUUCUUCAGGUAAAUGCAUGCACCUUUCUUACGGGUAAAUGCAUGUACCUCUCUUACAGGUAAAUACAUUCACAUGUCUUACAUGCACCUUUCUUACAUGUGAAUACAUGCACCUUUAUUACAGGUAAAUUCAAACGUUUUGAAACACCUGUAGUCAACAAAUCACGGGGGGUGGGGGUGGGGAAUCAUGAAAGGUUUUCUGGACUCCCUAAUCGAGGGGCAAAUUUUGAAAUUUAAGUUAAGAUAAAGUUAAGACAUAUUGGCUUCCACGCGCACGCGCCCAUGCAUGCCACCACGCCAUCGUGACGUCGAGCAGAAAUCCCGUUUCCAACUUAAUGACCCGACCCAUGGCAGAAAGGUGGGGGGGGGGGCUGGGGACAUGGUAUAUGGUCUUAGUGAUGUGAUGCUGUUUUGUUUUCCGGGGCAUUUCAUAUGAGCGAGUUCAUAAGUAUAUGAGAGUUUUUGGGGGGGGGGUGGGGGUAAUGGUAUAUGGUCUUAGUGAUGUGAUGCUGUUUUGUUUUCCGGGGCAAUUCAUAUGAGCGAGUUCAUAAGUAUAUGAGAGUUUUGAUGAUAUAAACCCCCUCCCCUCCCAAAAAAAAAAAAAAGUCAAAAUUGUGAGUAAUAGUAGAGGAUAUAGAGCUAUGAGUAAAUCAGCCAAGAUGAGUCCAUUCAGUUGACUAAAUGAUUAAAUAACUUUGUCUAGCUGGGGAGCCAGUUAUUGUUAUUAUUUUAUUUUUGUGUGGCCCAGGGUCAAUGACAAAGGUAAUGUUUUAAAUAGAAAUUUGUAGAAAUAUUAAAUUACGUUAUUAAAAAUAACAACAACGAAAAACAACAACAACAACAACAUUUUAGGUUGGUGGAGACGCUCAGUACGCCAUGUUGAAAGAGCACAAGUUCCGGUACGACACUUCCAUGGUAACGGGCAAUCUGUACGUCAACAAUGAGCCCCCGACCUGGCCUUUUACCUUGGACACGCCCCCUGACAGCAAGACGUGCAGCCUGACGCCCUGCCCCACCCGGUCCUACCCGGGACUAUGGGAGGUGCCACUCAUUCGCUGGUACGGCAAUAACAGAAUAGCUUGUGCCAUGCCAGACGCAUGCACCAUUGGUGAGUAGAAGUUACAUGAUGUCAGACGCCUGUUUCAUUAGUAAGUAGAAUAGUUACAUGUCAGACCCCCGUAUCAUUAGUAAAUAGAAUAGUUACAUGUCAGACGCCCGUAUCAUUAGUAAGUAGAAUAGUUACAUGUCAGACGCCCGUAUCAUUAGUAAGUAGAAUAGUUACAUGUCAGACGCCCGUAUCAUUAGUAAGUAGAAUAGUUACAUGUCAGACGCCCGUAUCAUUAGUAAGUAGAAUAGUUACAUGUCAGACACCCGUAUCAUUAUUAAGUAUAAUAGUUACAUGUCAGACGCCCGUAUCCCUGAGUCAAAAUACCCCCUGCAACGCAGCGCCGCCAUUCGCACCCGGGUACCAUUAGACUCAAGCUAUUCGGAUGUCAUUUGUGGUAGUUUAUUUUUGUUUAACUGAAGAAUUAAGUUUACAAACAUUUAGUCCAUUCAAUUAUCUUUCAUUUGACACCUCAUUUUUUCUCACAAACCUAACAAUAACAUUUUAAAUAGUUUUUAAUCCCAACCUCUCGUUUAAGCUUCGUUAAAAAAAAAAUGUUGAGCGUAAUGUAUGAGGGACUGCGUCAAGUCGUGAUAAUUAAAUAAAUAGUGGACCAAGAUAAGUAAAUAAAUAGUGGACCAAGAUAAGUAAAUAAAUAGUGGAGCAAGAUAAGUAAAUAAAUAGUGGAGCAAGAUAAGUAAAUAAAUAGUGCAACAAGAUAAGAAUAUGCUUUAAAAAAAGACAGGAUGAUUAAAAUGACGUUUCUUCUAAAAAUGUAUCUUUUUAAAAAUUGUUAAUCAUGCUAUCCAAAUAAGACAUUUAGAGUCCUAUCUUGCUCCACAGCAACUCUGAUUGUUCCCUGCCCUUUAUUUAUAUGAUAUAUUGGGUUUCAUGUUCUCCUUGUAACUAUAACCCACAUCUCAGUUAGCCGCUAUGGUCCAUUACACUGUUUGCCACAGAUAGAUGGCAUCAUGUACACAAUAUCUAACAUGUUUUAAAAUAAUUACAGCUCUUGUCCACACAAUUUCUAAAAUAUUUGAACAUGAAUUGUUCCAGGACUUGGUGCCAAGGGAAGCCGGAAGUUCAUUGAGGACAAUUUCCUGCGCCACUACAACAGCAACCGAGCACCUCUGGGCAUCUUCAUCCACGCAUCGUGGUUCGGACGAAAAGACGGGAACCUGGAGGGUCUCAUUGAAUUCCUGGGUUCACUAGCAGACAAGGAUGACGUGUGGGUGGUCACUGUGAACCAAGCCCUGGACUGGAUACAGAGGCCCGUGCGACUCUCGACUAUAAGUGCUAUUGAUUCAUGGAUGUGUUAACGUAAUGAGAUUAUGAUAUUUCUUAUUGGGGUGUUUUCUAAUGUUUCACCGUACGGUAUUAUACGUGUGCUAUGUUGAUGCAACGACGAUUACAUCUUAGAUACACGAUUUUCAAAUGUGCUGUUUAAAUUUGUGAGUGACUGUGUGGAUACUUGAAAAUUUGAAUGCGUUGACAUUUCUUAAAACUGUGUUUUUAUGGGGAGUGUUUGGGCAAGAGUGGAUGAGCGGCUGUUCUAUGAAGAAAUUUUCAAAAAGAAAUGAAAAGUCAGAUGUGCCAUAAACAUGAACAAGAACUAAACCUUGUUUGUUUUAAUUUUUGACUUCUGAGGAAAAAUUUAAUCUAAUGAUCUAUAGAUCUCAAACCUCUUUUAUUGAUUGCCAUGAUGCUUAUAACUGGAUAUUAAUUUCAUGCCUAUCAUGCUUUGGUCCUAAAUACUAUAAGCUAAUAAUAAUAAUUUGAAAACAAGCUUCCUUAAUACAUAAAAAAAAAACAAAAAACGGAACAAUCUUUUAAAUACCUCCACAAACCAAAUGCAUUAAAAAAAUAUUAUGUACGCCUCUCCUUCAAGACAAACACAUCUUGAUUUUUACCUUGUAUAAAUUUUUGCGCUACAUUUAUAAAGCAUCUACCAAGAGAAACACAAAAGAAAGAUGUUGUUAGAGACUAUUUGGAGAAUCGACUAAGUUCAGGGAUUACAAAAUAUCACGAGGCUGAGGACCUCCCUUCCGACAUCCUUACUGCAAAUGUCCAAGUUUAUAGACAAGUUGAUAGACAAGUUUAUAAUGUGAAAAUAUGUAAAUAAACAUGUGUACAGGUUUCACUUUCAUUGUGAGAUAAUCUAUUAAUAGCCAUAGCGUCACGUCCAGGUACUAUUUCACUGAUGGAAUAUAUCUUGAUGUGCUUUAGUAUAGUUUCUUUAUCAUUGUAGUUCUCCUCCAUCGUAUUACCAUUGCUCUAGUUCCAUUUAGUGGUAGUUUCAUUCCAUCAUAUCGCCCAUCACUUUAGUUCCACAUAGAACUAAAAAAUGUCUUAAAAUUUUUUUAUGCACUGUAAAUAAUGAAAAUAAAAUUA